UUCAAUAAUUGUCCUUUCUCUCUAUCUUUCAUAUCAUUCAGUAUUCACAGCCACAUCUCUUCCUUCAUCUCUUAUCUAUAAAACUAAAACAAAGGCCUCUUCUCUUCUCCUCACAUCACAUACAGUGUGGCCUUUGCAUGUUGCUGGGUGAUGAGCAUUACUUAGUAAGCCAAACCAAAGGAAAGAAAGUGUGGGUUGAUUCCCAGGGUUGAGGCGUUGCAGACAUCACGGCUUUUCUCAGAGUGUAUCGCUCUCUCAUUCAUGUCCGAACUGUACGACGGACGGGUUGCGUAACGGAGACCAACCCUUCGCCGCACGGUGGGCGUGGUGCUUUGCCUUCCGAAGGUGGUAGCCCCUCCGACCUCCUCUUCCUCGCCGGCGGCGGUGCCUCCUUCUCCUCCUAGUUCCCUCGCCUUUCUCUUACUUAAAAAUCACUUUUUUACUUAACUUCCAAAAAAAAAGCACCCUUUCUCUUCCUCCUCCUCCUCCUACUCCUUCUUCUACUUCUUCUUCUUUCUCUUCCUGAUACUGUAGUUCACAAAAUGAUGCUCAAAAUCAAAAGGGUUCCCACUGUCGUUUCCAACUACCAAAAGGACGAGGCUGCAGAGCCAGCUCGUCCCGUCGGAGGUUGUGGUCGGAAGUGUCUCAAAGCUUGUUGCAUUCCAGAUGCAAAGCUGCCUUUGUAUGCCUUUAAGAAGGUUAAUGGAAAGGAUUUGGCUGUGAAUGAAUGCGGGGAGCCACCCCUGGCCUUUCUGGACUCGCUCAUUCUUGGAGAGUGGGAAGAUCGCAUGCAGAGAGGACUUUUUCGCUAUGAUGUCACUGCCUGUGAAACCAAGGUGAUUCCUGGUGAAUAUGGUUUCGUUGCCCAGCUGAAUGAGGGUCGUCACCUCAAGAAGAGACCAACCGAGUUCCGAGUGGACAAGGUCCUUCAACCCUUUGAUGAAAACAAGUUCAACUUUACCAAAGUUGGCCAAGAAGAGGUCAUCUUUCAAUUUGAAGCUAGCGAUGACGGACAAGUCCAGUUCUUUCCAAAUGCUCCCGUUGAUGUCGACAAUUCUCCCAGUUUUGUUGCCAUCAAUGUCAGUCCUAUUGAGUAUGGGCAUGUUUUACUGAUUCCACACAUAUUCGAGCGUUUGCCCCAAAGGAUUGACCGUGAGAGCUUCCUGCUUGCACUUCAUAUGGCAGUAGAAGCCAAUAACCCAUAUUUCCGAUUGGGUUACAACAGCUUGGGUGCUUUUGCAACUAUUAACCACCUUCACUUCCAGGCUUAUUAUUUGGCUCUGCCCUUCCCCAUUGAGAAGGCUCCCACGAAGAAAAUUGCAAACUUAAAUGGUGGGGUGAAGAUAUCUGAACUGUUGAAGUAUCCAGUUAGAGGUCUUGUCUUUGAGGGCGGUGAUACACUUGAAGAUUUAUCAAAUGUCGUUUCAGAUGCUUGCAUAUGUCUUCAAAACAACAACAUACCUUUCAAUGUACUUAUUUCUGACUGUGGAAAGCAAGUCUUUCUGUUACCACAGUGUUAUGCAGAGAAACAAGCCCUUGGAGAAGUGGAUCCUGAGCUUCUUGACACCCAAGUGAAUCCUGCCGUGUGGGAAAUUAGUGGACACAUGGUCUUAAAGAGGAAGAAGGAUUAUGAUGAGGCAUCUGAAGGCAAUGCUUGGAGGCUUCUUGCAGAGGUUUCCCUCUCUGAAGAGAGGUUUCAAGAAGUCAAUGAACUUGUUUUUGAAGCCAUUGGCUGUGCUGAAUUGGACGAUGUCAAUGUUGAACGUGUCAAGGAAGUUGACGAAGUCAACUCAAGCGCACAACCUAGUACUGUGGUGGUGGCUGGUUCACAAGAAUGUGUUGUUCUACAGUAACAAGGCUCAAAUCCAAUGAAUCUGAUAUAUUAAGAACAAUUGCUGAAUUCUGUCACUGUUUUAGUGUUGUGUUGGAGCCUUGAUUGUAUCAUGUAUUUUUUACUUUUAUCUGGCUUUAUGACGCGUUCAUGUGAAAGUACGAUGUAAUAACUGCUCUCACCUGAGCAGUGUUUAGUGAUUUGGGGUAUGAAUGUAUGUAUGAUAGUGUGCUUAACUUGACUCUGUCGUUGCUUUUUAAGCUGCGAGAAAUAAUAAAUUCAGUUAUCCGUUUGUUCUUGUUGGCUAAAUCAAA
Molecule: messenger RNA, 2145 nt
Organism: Cajanus cajan (pigeon pea)
Lineage: Eukaryota; Viridiplantae; Streptophyta; Magnoliopsida; Fabales; Fabaceae
Product: GDP-L-galactose phosphorylase 1
Biological process (GO): glucose metabolic process
Cellular component (GO): cytoplasm
Molecular function (GO): GDP-D-glucose phosphorylase activity
Source: RefSeq, a predicted model, not a curated record